AUGAAUCUUCCAGCAGGCUAUAGGUUUUGCCCCACGGAUGAGGAACUAAUUCUGUACUACCUUCACCCCAAAGUGAACGGAAAGGAGGUACCCGGCCAAGGUAACUCCCCAGUCUUUGAUUUCGAUCUCUACGGCGUCACGGAACCUUGGGAUAUAUGGGAGAAAUUCAAAACAAAAAGAGAAAACGAUUUGAAGUUGAGUAACGACCUCUACUUUUUCACUACGCUCAAGUUGAAGACCACAGAGGGAACACGUAUCUGUAGAACCCUUCCGUCUGGCAGCAAGUGGAAUGGCGAAAACCGCCCUUCUGAAAUUAAAAAUUCUGGCAGUGAAGAUGUUAUUGGCCAUAAAAAAAGAUUUAGCUACAGAAAGAACGGGUCUGAUGAUCAGCAAGAUCGCUGGAUCAUGUAUGAGUUCGACAUUGAUCAAAAGCUGGAGAAUAAGAUUGUUCUGUGCAUGCUUAGAAAAAAGGUCAACGGAUCCGAGAAGAAAAGGAAACAUGGAGAUCUAGAAGACGAGGAGAUGCUUGGAGACAAUAAUAUGGAUAUCUCCAAUGGAGACAGUAACUACGGAGACUUGGAUAGAAAGCAAGUAGUGUCGCUUGAGACACAAGAAAAGCAGCAAUGCUUCUUACCAAGCAACGCGGGAUAUCUUAUACCACGAGUACAACGGCCAGAAGUUUAUGAUCCUUUGCAACAGUUCCACCCUCAAUCCAUUGUUUACAAUGUUGUCCGUCCGCAAACACCAUUACAACUUGAACAAGUUGAUUUUCAUGGCAAGCGAAAUUGGGGACUGCAACACCUACAUCAAGGGGAAGAAACUUGGAAGAAUAAACUCUUAAAAACAUGCAUCAAUAACAAUAUACAAGGACGUGCAUCUGGUUCAGAACAAAAAGCCCUACAAAGAGAAGAAAAUAGGGAGCAUCAAAGCUUCAUGUCAUGUGUUGACAAUGUACAAGCAUUAGGAGCUGAUCAUGAGCAGAGUGCCCUGCUGAAGGAAGUAAAUUGGAGGCAACAAUGCUCCAUGCCGUGCCUUGAUAGUGCCUUGCAGCAAGAGGGAGAAAAUCAUCAGGUGCAGCAAUCCUCACAAGAUAAUGUUGCAAAUGGAAGCUUGAUAAACAACAACAUACCCCACUGUACAGAACCAGUGCCACCAUAUGGUUUAACAAUUGAUCAAGUUGAUCAUGCAGGAAGCGGCGAUGUGCAUGGAGGAUUCGGUGCAGCUAAUGAUGAUUUCGCAUAUACUCCGUGGAUCGAGUCUUUUGCGAAGGAACUCCUGAGGAUUAAUUGUUCCUCGAAGUUCAAUUGA
This is a messenger RNA of Pyrus x bretschneideri (Chinese white pear), 1308 nucleotides long. RefSeq lists its product as uncharacterized. Gene Ontology annotation, molecular function: DNA binding. Bases 1 to 1308 code for a protein of 435 amino acids. NCBI's taxonomy places the organism in Eukaryota, Viridiplantae, Streptophyta, Magnoliopsida, Rosales, Rosaceae. The record is from RefSeq and is a predicted model, not a curated record. Gene Ontology annotation, biological process: regulation of DNA-templated transcription. The transcript has 2 exons.